Molecule: messenger RNA, 1500 nt
Organism: Saccostrea cuccullata (small rock oyster)
Lineage: Eukaryota; Metazoa; Mollusca; Bivalvia; Ostreida; Ostreidae
Exons: 2
Coding region: 59-1054 (331 amino acids)
Molecular function (GO): protein binding
Source: RefSeq, a predicted model, not a curated record
AUUUAUAUUUGGAAAAUAGGGGAUUUCCAUUUUGAUAUCGGAAAAUACGGAUGAAAUAAUGUCAGGAUUGUCUCAAGCAAUUUCAACAUUUUCUAGCUGCAACAAGGCUGGUUCAGUACAAUAUUUUACUCAGUAUCUGACACAAUAUCCAAAUGAUUAUACAGCUCUGACCUGGCGUGGCCGUGCUUACAAUAUAAUAGGAGAAGUAGACAAAGCGAAAGCAGAUUUCGGAAAGGCUGUAAGAGUAACUUCACCACCAAGAAAAUACGUAGCUGAAGCACAGUUGGAGAGGAUAUCUGGCAACAAAACUCGUGCUGAAUAUCUUCUCAAAGAAACUAUUAAAGAAUUUCCCAACUGCGCAGAAGCCUUUUUUCAGCUUGGAUUGGACUUGUACAAUCAAAGUAGAACUGAUAACGCACGUCCUCAUUUUGAGAAAGCCAUAAAUGUUGGAAAAUCAAAUGGGGAACGAGGAGAGCCAUGGUACCCGUGGUGCAAUUAUUGCCUCGGCGAUAUCUACUACAAAAAUGAUGAUAUUUCGAUGGCUUCGAAUUGCUUUCAUGAGGCAAUACGUUACUGCGAUACAUUAACAGUGGCAUAUCUUGGAUCAAGCAAAUGCGACAUAGUUAAUGGAAAUGACUCAAGGGCUCAAGAAAGUUUCCUUCGGGCAAAAGACCUAAACCCAUCAAUCUGCCCUUGGAAUGAUUUUGGCGAAUAUCGGAACGAGACUUUGCAGGGCGGUGGGGAUGGAAGUGGAAACGAUGAUGAUGAUGAUGACCCCGACGGAAGUAAAAUGUUGAAAAAAAUCAAAAAGGAAGCAAUGGAAGUAAAGAAGUAUAAGGGGAGAAUUUACUAUCGAUCAAAAUGUGGGAGGUACUGGUACACCAAAGACACCGCCAGUCAUGGAGGGGCUUUCUUUAAGAAGUACGAGGAUAAGCGGAGUACUUUGGAGUUCGUGGGCUCGGUGGAUAAAAACCUCAGAGAUAUGCCAGGUAAACACGAAUCUGCUCAAGCUCCGACGAUUCGUAAGAGUGACAUGGACACCGUUCAUAGAUAAACAAAUAAAACUGCUCCGUAAAUUAAUUUUGAAGUCAUGCAACUAAUGAUUGUCUUAUUUAAAGAACAGUAAUAAAGAAUAUUUUGUAGAAUUUCUUAAAUAUAUUUAAUAGACUACCGGGUAUAUACAUUUAGUAUAGAAUAAUUACAGGGGUAUGCAUUUUUAUUGGCCAUUUACUGAAAUAAAAAAAAAGGUUAGUGACUAUAUAAAUUCUUUUGUUUUAGAUGUAUAAAAUGUGUGGCUUAAUAAAGUUUUGUAAAUUCAGCUUACAUGAAACCAUUUAUUAAAGUUCUAUGAAUUGCUCUUGCUCAUUUACGGCCCAAUGUAUUAAGUCCACAAACGAAGGAGGUAAAAGACUGAGCACACGUGUCCCGGAACUUUUUUCCGGUAGAAUGAAUGUUUAUUUCAAUAUAGAAGGUUGUACUUUUAAAUGUUUUGUUCUGAAG